This is a messenger RNA of Mesocestoides corti, 900 nucleotides long. Lineage: Eukaryota; Metazoa; Platyhelminthes; Cestoda; Cyclophyllidea; Mesocestoididae. The record is from the annotation of a GenBank genome assembly.
AUGGAGCGGUCACCAAACGACAUGUUGCUUUUUGUCCUCGGUGAAUUUCUUCGCGGAGUUGUCCAAGUUAUCGACGUGUGCUUGCUGGCUUGCCUGAGCGAAUAUCGUGUGCCUACAGAAGAAAUGUAUAAUUCCAAAGACCACCAGUCCUACGAGAUGGACCAACAGGGGCUCUCAUCGCAGGGUCAGGCGGUGGAGGUUGCGGAGGAGGUAGAGGGAGCACAGAGCGAUGGCAACGGCGUUCGUGGCUCACUCGGUUCACUGGGCGGUCCGCGCAUCGCCGGUGGUGACGUGAUGUACGACGGCCACGGAAGUCUUUCUGCCAUCCCAGUGUCCACGUUGACUGCAGCCCAAGCGGCCGCGGUGCACCAGCAACAAGCCAUCGCUGCAGCAGCGGCAGCCAACUAUCGAUACAUGACCCUUCCCAGUCAUCCUCAAGUAAUCCCAGCCACUGAAUACGUCUACACCAGUGGUGGUCCAGUAGGAAACCACAUUGUUGGCGGUCAGUCUUUCGUCGCUGCAUCCCACGCCCAGCCCCUUAUGUAUACAACCACCGCCGCCGCCCCUACAAACCAGCAUCAACAAAUACAACAGCCAUACGACCGGUGUCCUGCCAUCUGCAGUCUUUUUGCCAUAUUCUGCUGUCCGAUCACCUGUUGGUGUUCCCUCCCCGCCCUUGCCUAUUCCCUCUGUGCGUAUACCGACUACCGGGCCAAUGAUAUGCACUCGUAUCGGAGCAAGUCGGAUGUGGCACGCCGUUGCGUCAUUAUUGCCUGCAUCGUCGGGCUUAUUCUCUGCAUCAUCUGGGCGAUCCUUACCUUCCUGUAUUAUGGUGAAAUGCUUUUGUUGCUCGGCGAUGUAAUUAAGGCAGUGCAAAGGCACAUUUGGCCGGGUAAUUAG